AAAAAAAAAAACUUAAUUCAUCGCCAUAAUCACCAUUGCCAACAAUGAAGAAAAUUGCCGAGCUAGUGCUGAUUCCUGCUCCAGCAUUAGGCCAUCUCACACCCAAAAUUGAGUUCGCAAAGCGCUUGCUGGAUCGCGAUGAUCGAUUUUCAAUAACUGUUCUCAUAAUGAGGCCUGGUCCUGUUCCUGAUGCCAUUCUAGCACAUGUUGAAUCACUUGCAGCCUCCGAUACUCGAAUAAAAUUCAUCAAUCUGCCCCGUUCUGUUGAUCACAAUCCUUUGAUGGAGCUUCCCAAGUCCGCGGACAAGUUAUUCUCAGAUCUUCUGGAAGCCCAGAAGCCUUAUGUUAAAGAGGCUAUUAUAAAGCAUGUGAUUUCUAAUCCAAACUCAGCUCCUCUUGCUGGAUUGGUGGUCGAUUUCUUUUGCACAUCAAUGAUCGAUGUUGCGAAUGAGCUUGGGGUGCCUUCUUAUUUGUUCUUUCCAUCCACUGCUGCUUAUCUCGGCCUUCUGCUAAGCCUUUUGGAUAGACAUGAUCAGGGAGGCAGAGAAUUUGAAGACAUAGAGGCUGAUUAUGUGUUCAAAAGCUAUGUCCCUCCAAUUCCUAGCAGAGUUUUGCCAAUUUUUACGUUCAACAAGUAUGGUGGCUACGCUACACGUGUGAACCACACAAGAAGAUUCAAAGAAACUAAAGGGAUUAUUUUAAAUUCAUUCGCGGAGCUCGAAUCUCACGCUGUCAAUUUUCUGUUGAAUGAUGAUGAUAUUCCUCCUGUUUAUGCAGUUGGACCGGUGAUUGGUCUCGAGAGUGAGAGACAGUUAAGCUUAGAAGAGGCACGCUGCCAUGAGAUCAUGAAAUGGCUGGAUGAUCAGCCUGAUUCAUCAGUUGUUUUCUUGUGCUUCGGAAGCCGGGGCAGCUUUAGAGAAGAGCAAGUGAAAGAAAUUGCAAGCGGCCUGGAGCAAAGUGGGGUGAGGUUUUUGUGGUCACUGAGAAGGCCACCACCAAAAGGCAAACUUGCAACUCCCAGUGAGUACACAAGCGAUCUCCAGGAAGUAUUGCCACAUGGGUUCAUGGAGAGAACAAAGCAGAUGGGCAUGGUGUGCGGAUGGGCACCGCAGAAGGCGGUGUUGGCUCAUAAAUCAGUAGGAGGAUUUGUGUCACAUUGUGGAUGGAAUUCAGUCUUAGAGAGCCUGUGGUUCGGUGUUCCAAUUGCAACAUGGCCAAUGUAUGCAGAGCAACAGAUUAACGCAUUCCAACUGGUGAAAGAUCUGGGACUGGCUGUGGAGUUGAAAAUGGAUUACAGAGACACCAGUGGAGAAAUUGUGUCAGCAGAAGAAAUAGCAAGAGCCAUAAAAUCCGUAAUGGAGAGUGACAGUACGGUGACAAAAAGAGUUAAGCAGGUGAGUGAAAAUGCCAGAUCAGCUGUAACUGAAGGUUCUUCCUUUUCUGCAUUAGGACUCUUGCUUGAAGAUAUAACAAAAAACAUGGCUUGAAGAUCAAAACGAUCAAAAGUAUUUGUUAUC
Molecule: messenger RNA, 1517 nt
Organism: Mangifera indica (mango)
Lineage: Eukaryota; Viridiplantae; Streptophyta; Magnoliopsida; Sapindales; Anacardiaceae
Product: anthocyanidin 3-O-glucosyltransferase 2-like
Exons: 1
Coding region: 45-1487 (480 amino acids)
Molecular function (GO): UDP-glycosyltransferase activity
Source: RefSeq, a predicted model, not a curated record